ACGUUUUUAAAAUGGCAAACCGGCGUCGUUCUAACCUAUAAGAUACUAGAAUUUUGAGCGGAAAUUUAGUUUUGUUCAAUUGUAUUUCGCGUUAAUUGAUUGAAAAUUAUGACAGAAACUCAGCAGAAAGCAAAAUGUAUUACGCUGAAAGGAUCGGCAGAGCUGGUUAAAGAGUAUCUUCUUUAUGGCGUAAACAGCAUUUUGUACCAAAGAGGCAUUUAUCCGCCAGAAACAUUCGAACCCGCCGAACAUUUCGGUUUGUUCGUUUUAAUGUCGACGGAUGAAAAGAUCAAAGGAUUCUUGAAUACUGUUCUUGGCCAGAUUCAAGAAUGGCUCACUCAACGAAAAGUACAAAAGAUCACGCUCGUUAUAACAAACGUGAAUACCAAAGAAGUAUUAGAGAAAUGGGAUUUCAAAGUGGAUUAUGAAGGUCGGGCCUCUAAUGGUGCCAAUGGCAAUAAAAGUAAUGGUCUACCUGAAGUAGGUACAAAGGAUAUGAAGACAAUACAAAGAGAGAUUCGUGAAGUCAUACGUCAAAUCACAGGUACUGUAAGUUUUCUUCCACUAUUGGAUUGUUUAUGUUCGUUUGAUAUUUUGACAUAUACUGUACCUGACUGUAGUAUCCCGAAAGAAUGGGAUGAAACACAGCCAGUGUUCAUUGCAAAUAGUCAAGAAGUACAAUUACGAUCAUUUUCAACUUCUAUUCAUAAAAUGGAUACUAUAGUUAGUUAUAGGAACGUUUAGAAAUUACAUGUUUUAUCUAUAAUUGAAAUCUAUAUAUAUGAAAUAUGUUUCUUUUAUCUUGUUAGCAAUAGUUAAUACUAAAGACUGCUGUUUAAUAUUUUAUGAAGAUGAAAGUGGUCAUGUUGUUCCAAAGGGUUUGAACAUACAUAUGAAUUAU
This is a messenger RNA of Frieseomelitta varia, 901 nucleotides long. RefSeq names its product mitotic spindle assembly checkpoint protein MAD2A (gene mad2). The transcript is spliced from 3 exons. NCBI's taxonomy places the organism in Eukaryota, Metazoa, Arthropoda, Insecta, Hymenoptera, Apidae. Gene Ontology annotation, biological process: mitotic spindle assembly checkpoint signaling. Gene Ontology annotation, cellular component: cytoplasm; nucleoplasm; kinetochore. The record is from RefSeq and is a predicted model, not a curated record. The coding region runs from base 109 to 744 and encodes 211 amino acids.